Messenger RNA from Poeciliopsis prolifica (blackstripe livebearer), 1425 nucleotides. Its product is annotated as septin-1-like. Gene Ontology annotation, molecular function: GTP binding. NCBI's taxonomy places the organism in Eukaryota, Metazoa, Chordata, Actinopteri, Cyprinodontiformes, Poeciliidae. The record is from RefSeq and is a predicted model, not a curated record.
AUUGAUUUUUUCUACAGGAAUUUCUCCACCAAAUACAAGGAUGUCAUCUCUAAAAGUCUUCUGAUCCAACCAGGAUCUCCUGCUAUCUACCAGCUAAAGCUAAAAAAGGAGGAGCUUGGACCUCUGACAAAAGUAACCUUGGGUAAAAAGAACAUCAGCAAGAUAAACAAAAUCAUCUUACUUGUUGGAGAAUCAGGGGCUGGAAAAUCAACCCUGAUCAACACGAUGGUCAACUACACCAUGGGAGUUAAGUGGGAGGAUAAAAUCUGGUUUCAGAUUGUAGAGGAGGACGGGAGGAGUCAGUCUGACAGUCAGACAUCAGACGUGAUUGUGUACGAGAUCUUUGGAUUUGAAGGUAAAACUAUGCCGUUCUCCCUGACCAUCAUCGAUACUCCUGGAUUUGUUGAAUAUGACGCAAUAGUCAGUCACAGAUUGUUUGACUUGUUUCGAUCAGAAGACGGAGUUCAUGAGAUUCAUGCAGUGGGUUUGGUGAUGAAGGCUACAGAUAAUCGUGUUAGUGACAGGUUAUCAUAUGUCCUGAACUCAGUGAUGUCUCUUUUUGGAAGAAACCUUGAGAACAACAUUGUUGCUCUUCUCACUCACUCAGAUGGACAGAGACCCAGAAACGCCAUCGAAGCCCUUCAACAAACAAAAAUUAAAUGUGCCAAAAAUGAAAAGAACCAGCCUGUUCACUUUCUGUUUGAUAACUGCCAGAAUGAAGACCGAACAGAAGAAGACGACGCAGAAUUCCUGCAAAUGGCAGACAAAAUUUCAGACAAAGGAAUGAGAGCACUCACAGGAUUCCUGGAAAAAACUGCACCUACAAGACUGAUGACCACUGCUGAAGUUUUGAAUGAGCGCAUCAGCCUGAUAUCCUCUCUCCAAAACCUCCAGGACAGAAUCCAACUGACUGAACAGAAAGAGGUGGAAAUUAAUAAAACCCUAGAAGCUAUCAGGAAACAUUCAGAGGAAAUGAAGAAGAAUAAAAACUUCACUGUAGAAAUUACAGAAGUCUACAAGGCGAAGGAACCUACUAAAGGUAAAAAGUUGAUGAGGCUUAGUUAUUUUGAAAAAGCUGUGUGCUGCACAGUCUGUGAGGAAAACUGUCACUAUCCUGGAUGUACACUUGUUCCGAGUCCGCAACACUGCGAGGUGAUAAAGAGAGGCCGCUGCACUGUCUGCACUGGGAAGUGUCCUGCAUCGGCUCAUGUGAGAGAGGCCUGGAGAUAUGUCAACAAGACCAGAAGAGUUCAGUGGACUGUGAAAGCUAUGGAAGAGAAGUAUAUGAAGAACAAGGCUGACUGUGAGAAGAAGUUAAGUCUUUUAGAACAUAUGCAAAAGGAAUUGAAGGAACUUUCAACAGAGAAGUCCCAACUUGUUGAAGAAGCUUCAAACAUGUGGUCAGACUGGAGCAGAUCGCCCUGA